This is a messenger RNA of Pygoscelis adeliae (Adelie penguin), 1533 nucleotides long. RefSeq names its product dynein, axonemal, intermediate chain 2 (gene DNAI2). Gene Ontology annotation, cellular component: outer dynein arm. Gene Ontology annotation, molecular function: dynein heavy chain binding; dynein light chain binding. The record is from RefSeq and is a predicted model, not a curated record. The transcript is spliced from 11 exons. Gene Ontology annotation, biological process: outer dynein arm assembly; cilium movement. Lineage: Eukaryota; Metazoa; Chordata; Aves; Sphenisciformes; Spheniscidae. The annotation marks the transcript as partial.
AUGCGGUCCCAGGGAGGGGAGGGCAUGUUCCUGCCACCGUGCCUGGCUUGCCUGGCAUUGCCAGGGCUUCAGGCUAAGCGAGGAUGCAGCUCUGGGGGCCAAGGAGCCAUUGGGAACCAGCAUGAGCUGAACCGGAUCUUUCGUGGCUGCCCGUUUCGGCGCAGGCUGCCCCGGGAACCUCGGGAGGAGGUCAACACCGAGCGGGUGGAGGUGGAAUCCCGCGGUGUCAACCACGUGGAGGGCGGCUGGCCCAAAGACAUCAACCCGCAGGAGGUGGAGCAAACCAUCCGCUUCAGGAAGAAAGUGGAGAAAGAUGAACACUACAUCAACACCAUCACGCACCUCGGCACCCUGAUGGAGCACUGCGUCAAGCAGAACAACGCCAUCAACAUCUAUGAGGAGUACUUUGGAGAGGAGGAGGUGAUAGAGGUGGAAGACGAGCCCCCUUCCGCAAAAACCAUCAAUGUCAUCAGGGAUCCAAACAUAACCAAGAGGACGGCCACGCAUCUCUCCUGGCACCCCGACACAUGCAAGAAAUUGGCAGUGGCUUAUUCCAGCCUCGAGUUCCAGCAAAACACAAAAGACAUGAGCUUUGACUCGUACAUCUGGGAUCUUGAAAACCCCAACAAGCCGGAGCUUGUUCUCAAGCCGUCAUCCCCUCUCGUGAGCCUGGAAUACAACCCCAAAGACUCGCACGUCCUGGUGGGAGGAUGCUACAACGGGCAGAUGGCUUACUGGGACACCAGGAAAGGGGGGUUGCCCGUGGAGGUGUCCACCGUGGAGGUCAGCCACAGGGACCCCGUGUACGGAGCCAUCUGGCUGCAGUCCAAAACGGGCACCGAGUGCUUCUCAGCCUCCACCGACGGACAGGUCCUGUGGUGGGACAUCCGCAAGCUGUCUGAGCCCACCGAGACGCUGGUCUUGGAUGUCACCCGGAAAGGGCUCCUGGAGAACGCUCUGGGUGCCGUCACGCUGGAGUUCGAGCCCACCAUGCCCACCAAGUUCAUGGUGGGCACAGAGCAGGGCAUCGUCAUCGCCUGCAACCGCAAGGCCAAGACACCCUCCGAAAAAAUCACCAGCACCUACAGUGGCCACCACGGACCUGUCUACGCGCUGGCCAGGAACCCUUUCUGCCCCAAAAUCUUCCUGACGGUCGGCGACUGGACUGCUCGAAUCUGGUCAGAGGAGACCAAGGAAUCGUCAAUUAUGUGGACCAAGUACCACCUCUCCUACCUGACGGACGGGUGCUGGAGCACUGUGAGGCCGGCCGUCUUCUUCACCACCAGAUCGGACGGGACCCUGGACGAGGUAGAAGAGAAGCCGGUGGAGAGUCCCCAUGAGGUGCUCAACCGUGCCCGCAGGGAGUUCUUCGAGGUCAUCGAAGUGGAGCUGCAGAGGAGGGCGCAGGCAGAGACCCAGCACCUGCGUGGCAAGGUUAAAGACCGCGCGGGAGAGGAGGCGGCUGCACAGGGGGAAGAGAGCCAGCUGCUCAAGGACAAGGAAGAAGAGGAGGAGGAGAAGGAUGCUGCCAAG